Pelecanus crispus (Dalmatian pelican) is the source of this 1205-nucleotide messenger RNA. The record is from RefSeq and is a predicted model, not a curated record. NCBI's taxonomy places the organism in Eukaryota, Metazoa, Chordata, Aves, Pelecaniformes, Pelecanidae.
UAAUGAAUGUUAUAACAAUUGAAGACUAUAAGAGCACAUAUUGGCCAAAGUUGGAUAGUGCCAUAGAUCAGCUUUUAACUCAGAGUCCUGGUGACUACAUCCCUAUCUCCUAUGAACAAAUAUACAGUUGUGUGUAUAAGUGUGUAUGCCAGCAGCAUUCGGAACAGAUGUAUAGUGACCUAAUAAAAAAGAUAACUAACCACUUAGAGAGAGUCUCAAAGGAGCUGCAGGCCAGCCCUCCAGAUCUCUAUAUUGAAAGAUUUAACGUAGCUCUUGGACAGUAUAUGGGAGCAUUGCAGAGCAUUGUGCCUCUUUUCAUAUAUAUGAAUAAAUUUUACAUAGAAACCAAGCUUAACAGAGACUUAAAAGAUGACCUUAUAAAGCUGUUUACGGAACAUGUUGCAGAAAAGCACAUUUACAACCUAAUGCCUUUACUUUUGGAAGCUCAGUCAACGCCGUUUCAAAUAACUCCUUCAACGAUGGCAAAUAUUGUGAAAGGCCUGUAUACACUACGACCAGAAUGGGUACAGAUGGCACCAGCUUUAUUUUCUAAAUUCAUCCCAAAUAUUCUACCCCCUGCUGUGGAAUCUGAGCUUCAGGAAUAUGCUGCUCAAGACCAGAAACUUCAAAGAGAGCUUAUGCAGAAUGGAUUUACUAGAGGUGACCAGUCACGCAAGAGAGCUGGAGAAGAGUUAACUUACAAUGGCUCAUCAGCUUGUGCAAGCUCCAGGGGGUACAGAUAGUGAAUAUACUGGAUCAGCUUCUAUUCCUAGCCAGAACAGACACUGGAGGAGCACAGGUGGUAUCCGGAGCCUCCUUUGGCAACUGCUGAUACUCAAGCUCUGACACGAAUUAUGCCUCAAAGAAGAGUUUUGGACUUUCUUCUUUAUAUAAUAAAAUGUCAGUUGCUGCUACAAUUGGAAUGACUUUGAAAGACAUGAUUCCUUGGUCUGGUCUCUCAACAAGUUCAUGUUCUGCGAUUUUUGUGAGGAAUGCACCUUGAAAAACAAUCCUUUCAAAGUGGAAAUGGGCAGCCGAAAUCAGCAGCUUCCAAAAGCGUUAGAAUGGAAGAAUCUUUUUUGCACUCUUUUCUUAAUAUUAAGGACAUUCUUAAAACUAGUUAACACGUCAGUGUAUUAGUUUUUAAACUUCAAGGUAUUUUCUGGAGCUUUUACUUAAUAAGAAUAAAGUUUCAUUAUUUUGCA